AUGGGAUUGUUCAACGUCACCCGUCCUGAAUCCUUCCUCCUGACUGGUAUUCCGGGUCUGGAGAGCUCUCAGUUCUGGUUCGCAGGGCCGCUCUGUGUCAUGUAUGCUGUGGCUCUCGGAGGCAACACGGUGAUCCUUCAGGCUGUGCGAGUGGAGCCCAGCCUCCAUGAGCCCAUGUACUACUUCCUGUCCAUGCUGUCCCUCAGUGAUGUGGCCAUGUCCAUAGCCACACUGCCAACUGUGCUCAGGACUUUCUGCUUCAAUGCCCGCAACAUUGCUUUUGAUGCCUGUCUUGUACAGAUGUUUCUUAUUCAUUCCUUUUCCAUGAUGGAGUCAGGUAUUCUACUGGCCAUGAGCUUUGACCGCUAUGUGGCCAUUUGUAAUCCCCUGCACUAUGCAACUGUGCUCACCAAUGGAGUCAUCACUGGCAUGGGUUUAGCUGUGACAGUCCGGAGCUUCAUCACCCUCUUUCCUCUUCCCUUUCUCAUUAAGAGGCUGCCUAUCUGCAGAUCCAAUGUUCUUUCCCACUCCUACUGCCUACACCCGGAUAUGAUGAAACUUGCCUGUGCUGAUAUCACUAUCAACAGUAUCUAUGGAUUAUUUGUGCUUAUCUCAACCUUUGGCAUGGACUUGAUUUUUAUCGUCCUCUCCUAUGUGCUCAUCCUACGUUCUGUCCUGGCCAUUGCUUCUCGUGAGGAACGCCUAAAAGCUCUCAACACCUGUGUCUCACACAUCCUAGCUGUACUUGCAUUUUAUGUGCCAAUGAUUGGGGUCUCCACAGUGCACCGUUUUGGGAAGAAUGCCCCACGCUAUAUACAUGUUCUCAUGUCUAAUGUGUACCUCUUUGUACCUCCUGUACUCAACCCUCUCAUUUACAGCGCCAAAACAAAAGAGAUUCGCCGAGCCAUUGUCCGCAUGUUUCGACGUAUCAAAAUGUGA
Sorex araneus (European shrew) is the source of this 939-nucleotide messenger RNA. RefSeq names its product olfactory receptor 51I2. Bases 1 to 939 code for a protein of 312 amino acids. The record is from RefSeq and is a predicted model, not a curated record. NCBI's taxonomy places the organism in Eukaryota, Metazoa, Chordata, Mammalia, Eulipotyphla, Soricidae. Gene Ontology annotation, biological process: G protein-coupled receptor signaling pathway. The transcript has a single exon. Gene Ontology annotation, molecular function: olfactory receptor activity; G protein-coupled receptor activity. Gene Ontology annotation, cellular component: membrane.